AUGGCGUCGUGGCUGGGCGGGCUGGGCUCGGGGCUCGGGCAGUCCCUGGGGCAGGUGGGGGGCAGCCUGUCCUCGCUCACCGGGCAGAUCUCCAGCUUCACCAAGGACAUCCUGCUGGAGGGCGCAGAGGAAGUGGGCGAUGCAGCAACAGAGCUACAUGUGUCCAAUUCCAGACUCAGAGAAAUAGAAAGUAUAAAUGCAGCACAGAAGUCCGAAAAUGAGAGACUGAAAAAAGUUUGUAGUGACUUAGAAGAAAAGCAUGAAGCAGCAGAGCUUCAAAUUAAACAGUUAUCUGUGGAGUACCGAAAUCAGCUGCAACAGAAAGAGGUGGAAAUCAGCCAUCUAAAAGCUCGACAGAAUGCGUUACAGGAGCAGUUGCAGAAAGUUCAGACCGCUGCUCAGUCAGCACAGUUAGGAGGUGGUGUUUCACAGCCAGCCACUACAUCAGCCUCCUUUGUUCCUGUGGUUAGACAUUCCUCAGGUUUCCAAGGUGAUGACAUGGAUUUUGGGGAUAUAAUCUGGUCUCAACAAGAAAUAAACAGGUUGUCCAAUGAAGUUUCUAGACUUGAGUCUGAGGUUGACCACUGGAAGCAGAUUGCACAGUCUUCCAAAGUGCAAGGAACAAAUGAUGCUGAACAAAGUGAAAUAUGCAAACUUCAAAAUAUCAUUAAGGAGCUGAAACAGAAUUUAAGUCGAGAAAUAGACGAACAUCAACAUGAACUUUCAGUGCUGCAAGAUGCACACAGACAAAAGUUAGUAGAGAUAAGUCGUCGACAUCGAGAGGAGCUGAGUGAAUAUGAAGAGCGAAUUGAAGAACUUGAGAAUCAGUUACAGCAAGAUGGUGUAAGCACUGAUGCCAUGGUUGACUCUAAAAUUAGUGAACAGAAAAAGAUUGCUCAGAAUCUAGAAGGAGGGAAAGCAGAAGACUUGCAAAUUAUAAAGGACCUAGAGGAUGAAAUAAGAAAAUUAAAUCAGAAAUUAUCUUCUGCCGAAGAAGAAAACAAAAUACUUCUGAAAGAGCAAGAAUUGCUAAAGGUACAAAAAAUCCAACUAACCCAGGAAUAUGAAAGUCUAAAAUCUGACUUCAGUGUGCUUCAAAGUUCUGUCACAGAGCAAGAUGCUCUCUUGAAAGAACAGAAGUCUCAGUCCAAGACACCGCUACCAGAAGAUGUUGUCAGUCUACAACAAGCACUGUUAGAAGCAGAAAGAGAAAUAGCAAGGCUUUCAAGUUUAAACCAGGCUGACAACCCCGCUUACAUGGCAAAAGAUGUUGAGGCAUUGACGCUAGAUCUCCAAGUUCUUAAAGAAGAAAAUCUUAAACUUAGGAAUGAAAAGGAGGAACUUGAGAAGGAACUGCUAAAUGCACAACAUAAAAAUGAGAGUAUUAUUUCUGCAUGUACUGAGGAUCAGAAUUCAGAAUUAAGACUGUUGAAGCAAGAUUUGGAAAGGAAAGAACAUGAAUUAAAUGAAAGUAUUGCUGAAAGAGACACAUUAAUAGCAGAAUUGGAAGAACUAGACAAGCAGAAUCAAGAAGCUACUCAGCAUAUGAUUACGCUGAAAGAGAAGCUGUCAAGACAACACGUAGAGACUGACAGCAUCACCAAACAGCUGAAAUUGGACAUAGAUAUUGAAAGAAAGAAAGUAGCAAAAUUAGAAAUGGAGAAGAUGGAAACUCUUAAGGAGUUGGAUACUCAGAAAGAAAAACUAAGUCAGUGUUCCUAUGCACUUAAUGAUUUGCAUAUAAGUAAGCAGCAACUUCAAGAUAAUGUUAGAAACCUUCAGGAACAAUUGAAGAAGGCCCAGGACUGUAACUUGCAUAAUAAAAAAGAAAUUAGAGAAUUGCAGCAAAGACUGAAAGAAAGAGAAGAGGAACUUUCUCUAUCCUUGAGCAAAUUAACAGAAAAUAUUAAACAAGAAUCUAGCCACAGUAGUCAAGAUCUGAUUUUGAAAGAAAGAGAAAUAGAAAUUGUAAAACUACAGAAUAAACAACUGGAAAAUAAGCAACUAAAUGAAGACUUAGAGAAAUCUGUCUCUGAUCUCAAAACAGAAAAUGGAAAGCUAACAGCAGCCCUUGAAGAGCUAAAACAGGAGUUAAACGAUAACAUCUCUGAGAAGAAUAAAGUUUGCUUAGAGAAAGACACAGUUGUGGAAGCUUUGAAAUUGGAAAAAAGGAAUUUAGAAACAGAAUUAAACCAGACUGAAAAACGACUGUUUGAACAAGCACAGAAGUAUGAGCAAACUAUUAAGGAACUAUCAAAUGCACGUAGUAUGGAUACCACUGCAUUGCAGCGUGAACAUGAGCGUCUAGUUAAACUCAAUCAGGAGAAAGAUUUUAAGAUUGCGGAACUCAAAAGGAGCAUGGAGCAGAUGGAAGCUGACCAUCAAGAAACAAAAGAGAUGUUGACUACUAGCUUAGGAGGACAAAAGCAGUUGACUGAGCUCUUAAAAGAAAAAGAGGAAUUUAUUGAAAAACUUAAAAAUCAAGCCUCACAGGUGAAGCAAGAACUUGAGGAAUAUAUGGAAGUUUCAAAAAAGCAGGAUGUCUUAAAACAAAAUUUAGAGGAGAAAGACAAAAGUCUUGCUAUCAUGAAGGAAGAAAACAAUCAUUUGAAAGAAGAAAUCGAACGUCUUAAGGAUCAGCAAAGUCGAGCUACACCUGUGGUUGAGCCUAAAACUCUAGAUAUUAUUAUUGAACUUGAAAGUGAGGUGACACAAUUAAAAGUGUUAAAGAAUAAUCUUGAAGAAGAAAUAGAAGUCCACAAAAAAACAAUAGAAGACCAGAAUCAAAAAACAGCGCAGCUUCAGCAGUCCUUGCAGGAGCAAAGAAAAGAAAUAGAUGAGUCUAAAUUUCAGUGUGAACAAAUGAAUGUCACACAUGAAAGACUAUCCUUAGAGAAAGAUGAGGAAAUUAAAAAUUUACAGAAAACAAUUGAGCAGAUUAAAACUCAGUUGCACAAGGAGAGGCAGGUUAUUCAGACUGAUUCCACCGAUCUUUUUCAGGAAACAAAAGUUCAGACACUUAAUGGAGAAAAUGGGAAUGAAAAGCAUGAUUUAUCUAAAGCUGAAAUUGAAAGACUAGUAAAAGGUAUCAAAGAAAGGGAGAUGGAGAUUAAGCUUCUAAAUGAAAAGAAUGUUUCUCUGAGUCAACAAAUCGAUCAGUUGUCUAAAGAUGAAGUUGGUAAACUUACUCGAAUCAUUCAAGAGAAAGACUUAGAAAUACAAGCUCUCAGUGCUAGAGUUUCCUCGGCUUCCUAUCGACAGGAUAUUCUUGGUCUUCAGCAGCAGCUGCAAGCUUAUGUCGUGGAAAGGGAACAAGUACUAGCAGUUCUAAGUGAAAAGACGAGAGAGAACAGUCAAUUGAAAACUGAGUAUCAUAAGAUCAUGGAUAUGGUGGCUGCUAAAGAAGCAGCUUUGGUAAGGUUGCAAGAAGAGAAUCAAAAAUUAUCAAAUAGAUUUGAAAAUAGUAGUCAAGACAUGUUCAGAGAAACUAUUCAAAAUUUAUCCCGUAUAAUUCGAGAAAAAGAUAUUGAAAUAGAUGCUCUAAGUCAAAAAUGCCAAACCUUAUUGACUGUCUUGCAGACAUCCAGUGCGGGUACUGAUAAUGGUUCAGGAGGUGUUAACAAUAACCAGUUUGAGGAACUUUUACAAGAACGUGAUAAAUUAAAACAGCAAGUAAAGAAGAUGGAAGAGUGGAAGCAGCAGGUAAUAACCACAGUUCAGAACAUGCAGCAUGAGUCAGCUCAUCUCCAAGAAGAGCUACAAAAGCUUCAAGCACAGAUUUCAGUUGAAAGUGAUAGUAAUUCAAAAUUGCAGGUAGAUUAUAAUGGCUUGAUUCAGAGUUAUGAACAAAACGAGAAAAAGCUGAGAAGUUUUAGUCAAGAAUUAGCACAAGUUCAGCACACCAUAGGACAGCUUCAUAACACCAAAGAUCUUCUCCUGGGUAAACUUGAUUUGGUAACACCAUCUGCAACAAUGGCUUCUCUCAUUUCACAACCUGCAGUCAUGCAAAGCAGUGCUCCUGAAGUACUCAGUGAGGAAUCUAAACUCCUUCAAAAGGAACUGGAACAACUGAAAAAAAAGCUGCAAGAAAAGGAUUCAACUAUUAGGACUCUUCAGGAAAACAAUCAGCGAUUAUCUGAUUCUGUGGCUACAGCAUCAGAGUUUGAAAGAAGGAGUCAAGAAGAGACUGAUUCAGAGAUGAGGCAGAUCAGAGAAAAACAUGAUGUCUUACAGAAAUCUCUUAGAGAAAAAGACAUACUGAUUAAAUCUAAAAGCGAUCAGUUACUUUCUGUGAGUGAAAAUCUCAGUAACAAAGAAAAUGAAAAUGAGCUUUUAAAACAAGCUGUGACUAAUCUCAAAGAAAGGAAUUUAAUAUUAGAAAUGGAUAUUCGAAAACUGAAAGAAGAAAAUGAAAAGAUAGUUGCAAGGAGUAGAGAAAAAGAAACAGAAUUCCGAGCGCUUCAGGAAACUAAUAUGCAGUUUUCAAUGAUGCUGAAAGAGAAAGAGUUUGAGUCCCAUUCAAUGAAGGAGAAAGCUUUAGCUUUUGAGAAGCUAUUGAAAGAGAAAGAACAGGGCAAAACAGGGGAACUGAAUCAACUGCUGAAUGAGGUUAAAUCGAUGCAGGAAAAGGCUGUUACUUUUCAGCAAGAGAGAGACCAAGUUAUGGUAGCACUCAAACAGAAGCAAAUGGAGAGCAGUGCCCUACAGAGUGAGAUACAGCAUUUGCGUGAGAAGGAGCAGCGCCUAAAUCAGGAACUGGAGAGGCUGCGUAACCACCUUAUAGAAAUGGAGGACUCCUAUACACGAGAAGCCUUAGCUGCAGAAGACAGAGAGGCCAAACUAAGAAAAAAAGUUUCAGUUUUGGAAGAAAAGCUUGUGUCUUCAUCCACUGCAGUGGAGAACGCCAGUCAUCAGGCUAAUCUGCAGGUUGAAUCCUUGCAAGAGCAAUUAAACCUGGUUUCCAAGCAGAGAGAUGAAACAGUAAUACAGCUCGCCAUCUCACAGGACCAAGUGAAACAGUAUGCAUUGUCACUGGCCAACCUGCAGAUGGUACUAGAGCAAUUCCAACAGGAAGAAAAAGCCAUGUAUUCAGCAGAGCUGGAAAAGCACCAAAAAGAGACUGCAGAAUGGAAAAAAAAAGCUGAAAGUUUAGAAGGAAAAGUUGUAUCACUACAGGAAAAUUUAGAAGAGGCAAAUGCUGCGCUGGAUGCAGCAUCAAGGCUUACUGAGCAACUUGAUGUUAAAGAGGAGCAGAUUGAAGAGCUUAAAAAAGAAGGUGAGAUCAGAAGAGAAAUGUUAGAAGAUGUACAAAACAAGCUAAUGAAUCUCAUCAACAGCACAGAAGGAAAAGUGGACAAGCUCCUGAUGAGGAAUCUCUUCAUUGGACAUUUUCAUACUCCAAAAAAUAAACGUAAUGAAGUGUUAAGGUUAAUGGGAAGUAUCUUGGGUAUGAAAAAGGAGGAACUUGAUCAGUUACUCACUGAAGAGCAGAGAGGAGUUACAAGAUGGGUGACUGGAUGGCUUGGUGGAGGAACAGGAUCAAAGAGCGUCCCGAGCACACCUUUACGACCAACUCACCAGACUGGUUUUAAUAGUUCUUUUUCAGAACUGUUUGUGAAAUUCCUUGAAACAGAGUCUUGCCCAAGUCUUCCUCCACCCAAGCUUUCUGUUCACGAUAUGAAACCAUUAGGAGCAGCGGGAACUGGUAAAACUAGCAGUACUCCAAGCAGCAGUCAAUUAUCAGAUUCUGGAGUCUUGGGAAUGAGCAGAAGACCAGAUACAAACCCAUUUAUAGCACCUCGAUCUGCAGCAGUGCCUCUCAUAACACCUGCUUCUAGUUCAGGACAUCUGCUUAUGAAACCUAUUUCAGAUGCUUUGCCUACUUUUACACCACUGCCAGUGUCCCCUGAUGCCAGCGCUGGUGCUGUACUAAAAGACCUCCUAAAACAGUAGAUGACCCUGAACCAGUAUGAUAUUGAUAGCACUUUAAGUAAAACAAGAACACUAUGCUAUAAAUAAUUUACCACAGUGAGGCCUUCUGUAUAAAGUUGUAUACUUGUUUGCAAUUGUAUCUUGUUUUUCUUUCAGUUACAAACUAAUGUAAAUUUAAAUGAUUGCAUGCACAGUUGCCUUCUUUGUAGCGAGUAUUCAUUUGGGACAGAGGUUAGAUUUUGUUGCUGAAUUGUCACAAGACAGUUUGAAGGACGUCUAAACACUAGUUUUACUCUUGAGUCCUUUCAGUUAUGCAUAUACAACAUUAAUUCUUUGGUGUUGAGGUCCUUUUCCUCGUGAAAAUGAUCUGCCAGUGGCAGCAGAGCUUCGAGAAUCAAAAUGUAAAAAUAAAUGAAUAGAAACACCUCGCCAAAAUUGAACUUAUUUGAGGUGUUGAAUUAAUGAUAUAAACUCCAAAGAAUGAAAAAUUGAGUAAGCGGGAGCGUGAUUAUUGAGUAGCUGUACUUUUCCCCACAGGGAAUUCAUUAUGCUUAGUUUUAUUAAGAUAUGUAUCUCUUUAUUUACAGGGUUAUUAGUUUUGGGGAGCAAUUUGGGGUGUAUUAAUCUCUUUUGCACACGGAUUUGAUCCUUUUUUCCCCACCUAAUAACUGCUUUCAGCAGUCAAACCCAUCAGCACCAAGGAGUUAACUGUGGGAGUGCUCCAUUUUUUAGAGGUGCUCAUGUGAUGAAGAGUGAUAACUGAGCAAAAAAAUAAGUUCGUGUAUGUAAAGACGCUGUAUUGUAAUGGUCUAAGAUGUAUAUUUGACAGACUUUUUAUCUUGCUGUAUUUUGUAGAUUCAAAUAUAGGCUUAAAGCUUUAACAUAUGUACAGAAUUUAAAGGGAAGAACAUGCUUACUUAUCCCAAAUAUGUAAAUAGGUCUUUGUAAGACCGAGGCCAAAGUCAAUUUUUUCUGUAAAUUUUGCUGUGAUAAUUCGUACGCAUUGUUGGCAAGUAAGAAAUGGUGUUGCAUAAUAAAGGGAGAAAUUCAUCUUGUAGCAACAGCUAAUCAAGGUAAAACAUCUUCACUUUAAAGUGUGUAAUUUCUAAAGCUUUUUAUAUCCCGUUGUUUGUUUAGUCAGUGUUGAAAGAUAACUGUUGUGCAGGUUCUAUAUUAGAACUGUCAACCUUCUCAUUUUCAUUAAGAUCCUGGAUUAAAUUGUUGUAAGAGUUAUAUUUAAAUAAAAUUAAUCAGAAAUGUGUACAGAAUCAACCAAAAUAAUGCAAGAACUCUUUGCAUUUAUUUAUGUAGAGGUCAAGUAGUGAAUUUCUCUUGUUGCCUUGAAAUCUAGCAAAGUUUAUUUUAAUAACUGUAUUUACCUUGAGAACUUGAGUCCCUUUUCUCCAUUGACCACAUUGGGUUUUUAUUCUACAUUUUUUACUCCCUUAGUAGACAAGGUCUAUUGGCUGUCUGACUUCGGACAGAAUGGCAGCCACGGAUGUUGUACCAAAAUAAAUUCUGCAUUAUGUAAGAAAUGAAAUGAGAAUUUAAAAUUAUCUCUUCUGGAAACAUUUCAGUUUGGUACCUCAAAUGUACAUCUUUAUUUAAACUACUGAACUGGAAUAGGUAAUUUUUUUUUUCUAUAACAAAUAUAAAGAAAACUGAUACUGGGUGUCUUAUAUGCAGUCCUCCUUGUUCUUGUAAUCAUGUUCAUUUGAAGAUGCACAACUGCUCCAUAAUAAAAUUGCCUUUGGGUGAGUCAGAGCACAAAUAAAUGUUUGUAAGAUCGUGUAUGUUACAUAUUACAAAUGGAAUAUAUAACCUAAGCAGAUCUUUAGCAUAAUUUUCUUUGUUCGAUGAUAGAGAAGUUAACAUCUCUGUUUCUCUUCCAGGAGACUUUAUAAAUGCCAAUAAAGCAUGGUGACACCAUUUGUUUCAGGA
Coturnix japonica (Japanese quail) is the source of this 7872-nucleotide messenger RNA. It is a transcript of the gene TRIP11, whose product is annotated as thyroid hormone receptor interactor 11. Gene Ontology annotation, molecular function: small GTPase binding. Gene Ontology annotation, cellular component: Golgi apparatus. The record is from RefSeq and is a predicted model, not a curated record. Lineage: Eukaryota; Metazoa; Chordata; Aves; Galliformes; Phasianidae. Gene Ontology annotation, biological process: endoplasmic reticulum to Golgi vesicle-mediated transport; Golgi organization.